Messenger RNA from Myripristis murdjan (pinecone soldierfish), 2008 nucleotides. Its product is annotated as keratin, type I cytoskeletal 18. Gene Ontology annotation, cellular component: cytoskeleton. Bases 52 to 1335 code for a protein of 427 amino acids. Gene Ontology annotation, molecular function: structural molecule activity. The transcript is spliced from 10 exons. The record is from RefSeq and is a predicted model, not a curated record. NCBI's taxonomy places the organism in Eukaryota, Metazoa, Chordata, Actinopteri, Holocentriformes, Holocentridae.
UCCUCUGGAUCCCACUUUGUUUCCAUCUUGCUCCAAACUCAGCCACGUAUAAUGGCUUCCACUUUGUCAAUGAGGAAUUACCCGAUUGGCCGCCAGCCCUCCUUCUCCAGCCUUUCUCUGAGGGACACUGGCCGUGCUCGCUCCCGUGCCUCCGUCUCAUUUGCCGCAGCCAGCCCACUGACCCGUUCAGCCUCUGUCAGCCAGGAUCUGAAUGGGCCAAUCAGCCUCCAGCUUAAUGGACUGCAUGGCAACAGUACCAAUGAGAAAGAGGCCAUGCAGGGUCUGAACAACCGUCUGGCCAACUACCUGGAUAAGGUGCAUUCACUGGAGCGCUCAAACGCAGACCUGGAGAUGAGGAUCAAGCAGCUGAUGCUGGACCGCAUUCCUAAAGGCCAUGACCUUGACUCCAUGAUGGCUCAAGCUCAUGCUGUUGAGCAAGAGGUGAGGAAGAGGACUUUGGAAAAUGCUCGCCUCAUGUUAGAGAUUGACAAUGCAAAACUGGCUGCUGAUGACUUCAGAAUCAAGUGGGAGACGGAGCUGGUGAUGUGUCAGUCUGUGGAGCGAGACUGCAUUGCCCUGAAGAAGGCCAAGACAGACCACGAUCAGAUCAUUGCCACUCUGAGAGGAGAUCUGGACAGCCUGAAGGAGGAGCUUUACUUCCUCAAGAAAAACCACGAGGAGGAGAUUGAUCAGAUGAAGUCUCGUCUUGCCAGAGAUGAGGUGAACGUGGAGGUGGACUCGGCCCGCGGACCGGAGCUGGCCACAGUUCUGUCUGAGCUGCGCACCCAGUAUGAGGGCAUUGUGAAGAGGAACAAGGAGCAGGCAGAGGAGUGGUACCGCAAGAAGCUGGAGACGGUGCAGAACGAGGUGAAGGAGAGUAACGAGGCCCUGAGAGGAGCGCAGAGCGAGCAGACGGAGAGGCAGCGCUUCCUCCAGACCCUGGAGGUGGAGCUGGACAGUCUGCACAAACAGGUGGCAGCCCUGGAGGGUAACAUGGGUGAGACGGGGCAGAAGUACUCUGCUGAGAUGGAGCGACUGCAGGCCACCUUGAACCAGCUGGAGGACGACCUGUCCCAGCUCAGGCUGGACAUGCAGCGCAACAAGACCGACUACGAGCAGCUGCUGCGCAUCAAGCAGAACCUGGAGAUGGAGAUCGCCACCUACAGGCGCCUGCUGGAGGGAGAGGAAGCAGUCAAGGAAGUCCCUCCUCCACCAAAAAAGGAGCCGGACGUUCGCACUCGAAAGAUCGUGAAGGUGGUGACUCAGACCAUGAUCAACGGCAAAGUCGUGGAUGAAUCCAGCGAGGUGGAGCAGAUAGAGGAGACAAAGAAAUAAGGGAAAAAAGUAAAAGGGGGAGAGCGAGGUAAAUGACAAGAAAAGGGACUAAAGGAAAGACAAGAGGGAUAGAACACCAAGGAGAACAUCAGAAAAGAGGAGAAGAUGAGUGAGAGAGGGAAUCAGAAUAAAUGAGAGGGAGGAGAGAAAAAAGAUGCAAAGGAAGAUACAACAUCAGCAUCAGACAAUCUAUUUUACAAUAGAAAAAGUUUUCUUUCUUUUAGUUCUUACUUUACUAUGAAAGUUAUGUCUUUUUAUAGAAAUGUUAGGCCUGGAUUGGUUUAACAACCUCAUUUUGACUCUUUUUUUGUUUUCUUUGUUUGUUUCUGGAGAGUAAAUAGAUCAUACAAGCAUAACUAUACGUGUAUUAACUUCUUUGAAAACCUGCUUGCUCUCCUAAGUCGUACUGUAGCUCUGCAUGUGUAUUCAUAUGAGUAGAGGUGUAUGUGAGACAAGUGAAUGACAUAUAAACAUUACUAACUUUGUAUUCCUUUACUAAUAACAUGUUGUGCUCUUAAACAAUAUAUUUAUUACUAAAAGUCUGUGUAGCAAACUUUACUGCAAUAGGUGAAAUACAAAAAAAUAGAUAUUUUUCACUAAGGUACAUUUCAUUUUCUUUGCUUUCUACGAUGUGUUUGUGUUUGUAUUUUGCGGAAAUAUGAAUAAAGACUUA